Molecule: messenger RNA, 1900 nt
Organism: Saprolegnia parasitica CBS 223.65
Lineage: Eukaryota; Oomycota; Saprolegniomycetes; Saprolegniales; Saprolegniaceae
Exons: 15
Coding region: 38-1900 (620 amino acids)
Biological process (GO): nuclear-transcribed mRNA poly(A) tail shortening; mRNA processing
Cellular component (GO): PAN complex; P-body
Molecular function (GO): poly(A) binding
Source: RefSeq, a predicted model, not a curated record
CGACACCAAGCAGGCGACGACGACGACGACAAGACGCAUGGCCUACAACCCCACUGGAUCGCGCUUCGGGGCCUACGCCCAAGACCCGCGCUACCCGCCACUCCAGCCGACCGCCAUGGCCGACCGGUCCGUGACAACAUCGCCGCCGACAGCCGCCGCCGGCGGCGGCGGCAAUACGUCGCAAUGGGCGUCGCCACCUCCAGUCGCCCGCCCGAGCCCCAAGACGUCGCCGCUCGUCAAUAGCGAGCUCACCUCGACGGCCGCGCCGUUCGUGCCCAAGCAGCACGCAGCGCCCGAGCCCAUGGUGCAGGUCACGCGGGGUGGCUGCAUCUUUUACGUGCCCGAGUCCGAAGCCAAAGCGACGCCGACGAACGCUGUCUUGCGGCACGGGCCCGGCGCGCAGCUCCACGUCGACAUUCAGCCGCCGUACGCUGCGUCUGCGUCUGUCAUCCCCUCUUCACCGAUUGUGACAACGCGCCGGUCGCUGGCGUCCAUGGCACUGGCGCCGACCGUCCGGCGUCAGCUGGAUGCUGAGCACGAAGAUAUGCUGCGGCAGGUGCAUCCGUCCGACGAGCGCUACAAGGAGAUUCCGUCGCAGUUCCAUUGCAUGUGGCCGCUCGACGUUCAAGACGAUGCGUUGCAUCGCAACGUGGCCGGCAGCUUUGGGUAUCCCUCGCACUGCUACAAGGUGAUUAGCGAGACGGACGGGCGCACGUAUGCUCUGCGCCGCGUCGAGAACGUGCGCACGACGCCAGGGAUCACGCAGCAAGCAGUCGACAAGUGGAAGAAGGUGGUUCACGCCAACGUCGUGCCCUCCACCGCGCGUUCGUGUCCCAUGGCGGUACCUCCUCUCGACGGAAAUGACGACGUGUCAUCGUCGCGAGUAGCGCUCUUCUUUCUCUCCGAGUACUUCCCGACGGCCACGUCAUUGCACGCCAAGUUCUUUACCAGCCAAGCAUCGAUCGCGUCCGAGGCGUUCCUCUGGAGUCUGCUGACACAAAUGGCCGGCGCGCUCCGGGCCAUCCAUCGCCACGACAUGGCCUGUCAAGCCAUCGGACUCCGACGGCUCCUCGUCACGGGGCACAACCGUGUGCGCAUCAGUGGCACGGGUGUCCUCGACGUCCUCGAGUACGACACGUCGAAAUCCAAGCGUGUGGAGGCGCUUCAGCAAGAGGACUUGAUUAACCUCGGCAAGGUCGUGCUCAGCCUUGGUGUCCGUCAAGAGAUUUCCGCCACCACCAAUGGUACGUCGAUGCGGCCUCUGCCUGGUCUGAUGUUGGCGCGGCUAGUGACGGACCUCCUUUCGCAGUUUGCGAGCACCUUCUCGGACGACCUCACCGCCGUCGUCCGUGGUCUCACUCUCCAAGAGACGGCCUCGGCGACCGAGUUGGCGUUGACGCUCUUUGACCGCACCCAAGCCGAGCUCGACGCGCAGUACAGUCUGGCCGAUGAGCUCGAAGCGCAGUUGUCGUCCGAGUACCAGAACGGCCGCAUGUUGCUGUUGAUGCUCAAGCUGGGUCUCAUCAACGAACGCCCUGAUCUCAACAUGGACAGCAGCUGGGCCGAGACGGGCGACCGCUACCUCCUCAAGCUCUUCCGCGACUUCGUGUUCCACCAGGUCGAUGAGGAGAACCGACCGGUGCUGGACUUUGGCCACAUUGUCGACGCCCUCAACAAGCUCGACGGUGCGUCAGCCGAGAAGGUCCUCCUCUCGUCCCGGGACGGCCAGUCGGUCUUGGUCGCGUCGUAUGCCGAAGUCCACAAGUGUGUCAAGCAGGCGUUUAGCGAGCUCGUGGCCGCGGCCCAGCGCCAGCGCCCGUCGACGACGCCACUCGCCAAGCCCGCAGCGUUUGGCGGCCGCGCCACCAACGGCCGUGGGCGCGGGCGAGGCCGGGGCUAA